ACACACAUCCUCUGCUCAGUCUGACAUCGCCACAGCGUUCAACAGCAGCACCAUUACCUCAUCAAUCAUUUCAGAUCAUCACUGCAACAUCCCACUCCAGUAAUGAAAGGUAGUCGCUAACAAUAACAACUUUAAAUUGAUCGGGCAGGGAGGGCUUUUUUUCUAUUCUUUUUUUAACUGGACACAUGAAUUCCACCAUGGAUUCAGACAUAGACACGAAUUAUGAAGAUUUUCUGAAUUUUUUGGCUGGCAAUGACUCUUAUGUAGAAACGAACCUAGGUUAUGUAGAGAGUGGACAUGUCCGUCUGUGUCAGAAGAUGGACGUAGUGCACUUCGGUGCCAAGUACCUUCCGCCAUUCUUCUACAUGAACUUCAUCAUCAGCAUCCUGGGGAACGGGCUGGUCCUCUACAUCAUCUACAAGUACGAGAAGCUUGGCACCGUUACCAACAUCUUCCUGCUCAACCUGGUGAUCUCUGACCUGCUGUUCGCUUGCAGCCUCCCCUUCUACGCUGUCUACCAUGCCUCGGAGUGGAUCUUCGGCCGGACCAUGUGCAAGCUGGUGAGCAGCCUGUUCUCCGUGGGCUUCUACAGCUCCAUUCUCUUUCUCACACUCAUGACCUUCGACCGCUACCUUGCUGUGGUGCACGCCGUCACGGCUGCCAAACAGAGAAGGAAGGCCUAUGCCAUCAGCUCCUCCGUGGUUGUGUGGGUGGUGAGCUUGGCAUCUAGUGUGAAAGAGCUGAUUCUGCAUGACACCCGCUCUGACCCAAAGUACGGCGAGCUGUGUGAGGACCUUGGCUACGACCAAAACUCCAUGACGAAGUGGAAGCUGUUUGGCUACUACCAGCAGUUCAUUAUGUUCUUCAUGAUCCCCCUGGCCAUCGUCCUCUACUGCUAUGUUCGCAUCACGGUGAGGGUCCUCUCCACUCGCAUGAGGGAGAAGUGCAGAGCGGUGAAGUUGAUCUUUGUCAUCGUGCUCACCUUCUUCAUCUGCUGGACCCCUUACAACGUAGUCAUCCUCCUACAAGCCCUUGAGAUGUCUUACAGUAGGCCUACAGACUGUCUGUCAGACACGCUAGACUACGCUCACUUUAUCACGCGCAACCUGGCUUUCCUCUACUGUUGCAUCAGCCCCGUCUUCUACACUUUUGUGGGUAAGAAGUUUCAGAACCACUUCAGGAAAUUGUUGGCCAGACACAUCCCUUGCCUGAAGUCAUUCGUGCUCACAACAGACACCAGAAGCCAAACCAGCAAGACGACAUCUUGUAAGAACCCUUAUAUGUUGACUGAUAAGACAUCAGUAAGGAUGCUUUAAUCAGUGACUUGAAGACCAUAACUACAAUAUAGCGUAGUUGUCCCGACAUUUUCCCCCCUGUGCUUAUAGAUAAGCACAUAGUACCGGCUUUGGAAAUUCCUCUUGAUACUAAUUGUAAAACUACAGUUGUGUCUCCUAAAAUGUUGUUCUGUGUGCAAUAUAGUUUAUAUAUGAACAUGUAUGAAUUAGCUUUGAGCAGUAGUCAUUUGAAGAUACAAAUAUAUCAAAGCUUUCUUUCCAUUCUGCUGGUCAGAGGUACCUUUUUUUAUUUCUCUCUU
Clupea harengus (Atlantic herring) is the source of this 1594-nucleotide messenger RNA. It is a transcript of the gene ccr12a, whose product is annotated as chemokine (C-C motif) receptor 12a. Gene Ontology annotation, biological process: cell chemotaxis; positive regulation of cytosolic calcium ion concentration; G protein-coupled receptor signaling pathway. The record is from RefSeq and is a predicted model, not a curated record. Gene Ontology annotation, cellular component: membrane; external side of plasma membrane. Lineage: Eukaryota; Metazoa; Chordata; Actinopteri; Clupeiformes; Clupeidae. Gene Ontology annotation, molecular function: C-C chemokine receptor activity; C-C chemokine binding.